This is a messenger RNA of Mucor mucedo, 465 nucleotides long. RefSeq lists its product as uncharacterized. The coding region runs from base 1 to 465 and encodes 154 amino acids. The record is from RefSeq and is a predicted model, not a curated record. Lineage: Eukaryota; Fungi; Mucoromycota; Mucoromycetes; Mucorales; Mucoraceae. The transcript has a single exon.
AUGGGAUUGAGGCGACACACCGAAAUUGACAGUAUUGGGCCCGCAUUCAGGCUGAUCUACCAAGUUGUCGAUCCGUGUACUAGCAGUGACAAGGGCGUUGAACGAGUGGGUACCCAGUAUAAGCUUGAUGGAAAUAUUGCUGCCUUCGGUUUGGCGCAUGGUGAAAAUUUCAAAAUCAUUCUGGCCUACAGACGGUACGGAUGUCGAUUGGAAAGUGGAACCAGUGGAGCUGCGUUUUUCUGCGUGGCUUUCAAUGUCAGGGUCAUGGCCAUAUACUUCUCAAUUAUUACUGAUCCGAUUAGUGCUCUUGCUGUGAUGAAACGUUGGCUUGGCUUGAUGUCAUGGUUGAGUAGUUCGAUCAUUUCCUUAGUCAAUUCAGUGCAGUGGCGUUUGGUUAAGUAUCGGGAAUAUGCUCCAAAUUCACCAAUGCUGUUGACUGUAUCGCGAGUUGGAAACAUUGUUUGA